Saccostrea cuccullata (small rock oyster) is the source of this 642-nucleotide messenger RNA. Its product is annotated as proton-coupled folate transporter-like. Gene Ontology annotation, cellular component: membrane. Lineage: Eukaryota; Metazoa; Mollusca; Bivalvia; Ostreida; Ostreidae. Gene Ontology annotation, molecular function: transmembrane transporter activity. The transcript has a single exon. Gene Ontology annotation, biological process: transmembrane transport. The record is from RefSeq and is a predicted model, not a curated record. The coding region runs from base 1 to 642 and encodes 213 amino acids.
AUGGCGUUCCAUAUAAGAGCAAGAGACUUAUUUUACAAGAUGACAACUGAGUCCGACACCAGAGAUGGCUAUUUACGAGUAUUUAGUUUCUUGUGUGCUGCUGACUUUUGUCUGUUUUUCUCCUAUGUAUUGGGCCUAGACACGGCUAACGAGUACGGACGCGACCGAUUCUGGGAACUAAAAUUCCCUAAUAGAAGCCUUUUCAAUAUCAGUGAUGAUUCAAUCUGUGAAACUAAUACCUCGUCACAAAGGUACCAGGAAAGGAAAACUGUUCAGAAGUUAGUGUUAGAAUGGGAUGUGUACAUAUCAAUAGCCCAGGGAGUCCCGCUUAUUCUGUCCAAUAUGUUGUUUUCACCACUGAGCGAUUCCAUUGGAAGAAGGCCAUUUCUUUUCGCUGGAUCGCUUGGUAUUUGUGUUAAGCAACUUCGAAUGACCCUUGCUAUCUUUUUUCACUGGGAUAUUUAUCUUUUUAUUCCAUUUGCAUUGGUAGAAGGUUUCAGUGGAAGCUGGUUUGCUCAGCUUGCCAUUGCUAUGACGGUUGUUUCUGACCUAACCAAAGCAGGAAAGUCCAGAUCCUAUUUAAUCACUGUGUUCAGUUUUACAUUGUAUGUACAGUGUUGGAUUUUCUUUGGGAACAUUUAG